GGUAAGACACACUCGAAGACGUUCGUUGGCUCAGCGUUUUGAACGGGGACCGCCGUAGGGAUUUUGAGGAAACUGAUUGGCUGAAUGCAAAAACGGGAAACUACGUCACGUCGCCACUACAGUUUCCGGUGUUCUUCCUGUUUUGGUUGUCGCUCUUGGUAGGUGGGAAGCUGCUCCACUUCAAGACUAGAUGGACAUGUUAAUGGUUAAUAUUGCCAUUUGUCAUCACCGCUUUUGCUAAAUCGGCGAAUGUAGCCAUGGACAGCCGCUGUUAUUGCUGCGCGACCAAAUUUAGCCUCUUCAAAAAGGAGCUCGGCUGUAAGAAUUGCGGCCGCUCCUUCUGCGCCAACUGCUUGACCCUCAGUGCUGUUGUGCCUCGCUGUGGCAACACUCAGCAGAAGGUCUGCAAGCAAUGCCACUCCAAUCUCACCGGUGGUGGUCCGUCAGAUUCUGGUGGCAGAUGGUCACCUCCAGAAAACUACAAAAAACGUGUUGCUGCCUAUGAAGCCAAACAGCAUGGGGCAGCAUCACAGCCUGCUGCACCAGGUGCCGGCAGAAGCCUGAAAGGUCCUCCUCCAAGCAAAAACAUGACCAAAGCAGAUCAGGUCAUUGCAGAAAGACUCCAAAAACUUAAGGAAGAUACGAAGCCAAAGUCUGUACCAUCCGAGAGAGAGAUUGAGUCGAGACUUGCUGCUUUGAAAGCGCCAACUAAACCGGUGCCCUCGACAUCAGAAAUGGAGGACCGCCUAGCGGCUUUAAGGGGUCAAGCCCCGCCCUCACAUGCGCCCCCACCUGUGCAUCAGCCUCCGGACCGCAGAACUCAGACUGAACAAGCAAAUGAUCUUUUGGCUCAGCUGUCAGAAGAGGUGGCCAUUGAUGAGCAACACACAAACCCCAACUCCAGUGCAAACGGUCUUAUGAAUGACCUGAAUAAAGGAGAACAGAGAUCUUCAGAGGAUAACUUGGAGGAGAACCAGAGUGAGAGCAAGGACCUGGAGGCUGAGAAGCAGCGUUUGGUCAAUGAGGCCAUCAGGGAUCUGAAACAAGCCCAACACACUCAGGAUCAGAUCCUUGAUGUAGCCAAGAGGCUGGCGCAGCUGAGAGGACAGGACCCUGAGACAGUUACCCUGGAUGACUUCAAGCAGCCUGACAGCGAUGAGGAGACGGAGGAGGAGGCCGUGCUGAGAGUGUUGAAACAGCUCUCAGAAGAAGCUGCUCUAGAUGAAGCCAGCGGCUACAACAUCCCAUUUGUGGAACCCAGCGGACCCCAAAACAAGGAGAAGAAGUCAUCAAAGAAGAAGCAGACUCCCCCUCCUGCAGCUGCGCCGCCCUCAGACAGUGACGAUGAGGAGCUUCCUUGGUGCUGCAUCUGUGACGAAGAUGCCGUCCUGCGAUGUCACUCCUGCGACGGAGACCUGUUCUGCAAACGCUGCUUCAGGGAGGUCCACGAUGAGUUCGACAGAAAGGAGCAUCGCACCGCCAGCUACACAGCGCCCAAGAAGAAGAAGAAAAAGAAGAAGACGGGCUUCAGGUGAAAACAAAAAUCCACAGCACAAACAGUGACGACGCCGUCGGUCAUCUCGAGCGCCGGCUCAUCGCCGACUAGGCAGGAGGUAAUUACCCUCCUCUCUCGGGGGAGCUUGUUCCAUUAAGCUUCACAUGGAAGUCGGUAAUGUGUUUGCCUUUCUGGCGCUGUCGUGUGCCGACCGCAGUCAGGAAAUGGAGGAGGAUAAUGGACACCUGCUUAAUGGAACUUCCUGUCGCAGAUUUUUGCUUUGUUUAGUCCAGAUAUGUCAACAUCUCUGAGAGAUCCGGCCGCCAUUGCUCCCCGGAUGUUCACUUCCCGACCUCCUCCUCGGUUCUGUUGGCGCCUCGCAGGUGGAACCGGAUCACGUUACUCAGCAAUUGAUUCUCCCAUUUUAUUUACUCAACAGUUUAAGCCGUCGAUAUCAAGCUUGCCAGGCUGCCAUCAAUCCUGUUCACUGUCUGUGGUUGGCUUUCCAGAUUCAUGGGAAGCUGCAAGCGGAGCCUUCGCUCACGGACGACACGAUCCUGAAAAGGUUCCCUUUUAUUGACUGAACAAAAAUAUCUGUACAUAAAUAGGCAAAAACAUGGAGUCCU
Synchiropus splendidus (mandarinfish) is the source of this 2121-nucleotide messenger RNA. RefSeq names its product zinc finger, FYVE domain containing 19 (gene zfyve19). Gene Ontology annotation, biological process: abscission; mitotic cytokinesis checkpoint signaling. The transcript has 12 exons. The record is from RefSeq and is a predicted model, not a curated record. Gene Ontology annotation, cellular component: midbody; cleavage furrow; centrosome. NCBI's taxonomy places the organism in Eukaryota, Metazoa, Chordata, Actinopteri, Syngnathiformes, Callionymidae. Gene Ontology annotation, molecular function: metal ion binding; phosphatidylinositol-3-phosphate binding. Bases 258 to 1535 code for a protein of 425 amino acids.